This is a messenger RNA of Calidris pugnax (ruff), 2292 nucleotides long. It is a transcript of the gene SCD5, whose product is annotated as stearoyl-CoA desaturase 5. NCBI's taxonomy places the organism in Eukaryota, Metazoa, Chordata, Aves, Charadriiformes, Scolopacidae. Gene Ontology annotation, molecular function: oxidoreductase activity, acting on paired donors, with oxidation of a pair of donors resulting in the reduction of molecular oxygen to two molecules of water. The record is from RefSeq and is a predicted model, not a curated record. Gene Ontology annotation, biological process: lipid metabolic process. The coding region runs from base 64 to 900 and encodes 278 amino acids. The transcript is spliced from 5 exons.
AGCGGCGAGGCGGGCUCGGCGGCGGGCCGCGGGCAGGCCAUCGUCUGGCGCAACGUGGUGCUGAUGGGGCUGCUGCACCUGGGCGCCGUCUACGCCCUCAGCCUGGUGCCGCGGGCGCAGCUCCUCACCCUGCUCUGGGCCUACUUCUGUUUCCUGAUGACAGCCCUGGGCGUGACGGCGGGCGCGCAUCGCCUGUGGAGCCACCGUUCCUACAAAGCCAAGCUGCCUUUGAGGAUCUUUCUGGCUGCAGCUAACUCCAUGGCUUUCCAGAAUGACAUCUACGAGUGGAGCCGGGACCACCGCGUGCACCACAAGUACUCGGAGACGGACGCGGACCCACACAACGCCCGCCGCGGCUUCUUCUUCUCCCACAUCGGCUGGCUCUUCGUGCGCAAGCACCGGGACGUCAUAGAGAAGGGGAGGAAACUGGAUUUCAGCGACCUGCUGGACGACCCCGUCGUCAGGUUCCAAAGAAAGUAUUACAAGAGUUCGGUUGUGCUGAUGUGCUUCGUGAUCCCUACUUUUGUGCCGUGGUACCUCUGGGGUGAGAGCCUGUGGAAUGCCUACUUCCUGGCCUCCAUCCUCCGGUACACCAUCUCCCUCAACGUCACCUGGCUGGUCAACAGUGCCGCUCACAUGUACGGCAACCGUCCCUACGACAAGAACAUCAACCCCCGGCAGAAUACCUUCGUCACCCUGGGAGCCAUCGGUGAGGGUUUCCACAAUUACCACCACACCUUCCCCUUCGACUACUCGGCCAGCGAGCUGGGCCUGAAGUUCAACCCCACCACCUGGUUCAUUGACUUCAUGUUUUGGUUGGGGUUGGUCACUGACCGCAAGCAGGCUCCCAAGGAGAUGAUCCAGGCUCGCAAGGAAAGGACUGGAGACGGCAGCGCCUGAGCCCUCGCGCUUUGCCGUGCCCGUGGCUGGGACUUCCCCAGCGCGCGCACCCUCCCGCCUGUGGUUGGAUUUAUUUUCCUCUUGGUAAACUUAGGGGUUUUUUUUGUUUGUUUGUUUGUUUUUCAGAUCAGCUGGGCCAAAUUCAUUCCCCAGGAACAGAUUCGGCCCCAGCUGUUUUUUCCUUACUAGCUGUCUUACGUCCAGACUUCAGACUAUUACGAGUGAAGGCGUUACGUAUUAUUUAAUAUUAUAGUUAAACAGGAGAGAGAUUUGAUUUUAGUCCCUGUAGUUCAUGUCUGAAAUACAUUGUAAUUUGCUUGUUCAUGGUAAAUGUUGGCAGGUCGGAGGAACUGACUAUCCUUUCCAAGUGCAGUUAGGGGAGAUUUUUGUUUCUACUAUUAAUCAAAUCUGCUUUCGAGACGUGUCUCCGGGAGGGGAUGGGGCAGGGCCCAACGUGCUGUUUCCAUACAGGUUAGUGGAAAGGAGAGGAACACAGCACUGAUGGAAAAACAGGAUGUCCAAGGGGAAAAACCAAGCCUGAUGUUAGUUAGAUGUUAGUUUGAAAACCUGCUUUCUUCUCUUUUGUAAGCCCUGGUAGCCAGCCCAGUGUGCUGCUGUCUUUGUUAAAUAUGAAAAACCAUUUAUUGCUGAGCAGGCUUUUGUGUUGGAAGAUUAGUCUCUCUACAGGCCAGAACACCAGCUGAUGCUGUGUUGAGAUGAUUCCUUUAUUGUUGCAUAUACAUUGUAAUUUAUAAAGGUAUAGAGCUCAACCAUUGUCUUAAGCCAAAUAAAGCUUCAGUUUCAGUGUUUGGAGACCUAAGUUAUAUUCUAAUUGGUCACGGCCAUUGCUGCAUGCGUAUUUGAACUCCUUUUGCACAAGAGGCCUCUUAAUUUCUUUUUCUGCCUUUGACUAGCGGGUCUUAGAAAACUGACAUUUAUCUAAGUCAGAGUCUCUACUAAUAUUUCAGCUGCAUGCAACAUCCAUUGAUUUCUGAGCAAAAUAUAAAGACAGUAUGUAGCUUCUGAAUUUUAAGUUGCCUUGUUUAAAAAAAAAAAAAAGGAAAAAAGGAAAAAAAAAAAAAAGAAGAAAAAAGAUUAAAAAAAAAAAAAGAACUGCAUGUGGAAUUAAUGGGAUGUAGAGCCCUUUGAGUCAGACGUUAGCCAGUGCAGGAGAGAGGCUUCCUACUGUCAGCACUGGAGCACUUUUGAAGAUAGAGGGCAUGAGUUUCAUUUACCGAGGAGGUCACUGCCUUGUCCCUGGGAGAAGGAAUGUCCAUUUCCCAGCUGUGCGGCCCCGUGCCCCGGGCAAGGCUGGGAUCUCAAGAUAACUGAGGGUCAGGCCCGGAUAUUUUCAGGAAAGAUGCAGAACUGGAAAAAAAAAAAAAAAAAAAA